AUGAACAAGAAGAUGAAGCCACCGAUGAAGAACAUCAUCGAAAGACGAUUUUUUUCGAUGCGAAAAUGUCCAGGUAAAAUACUGAGUAUCGAAUAUAAACUCAAAAAGGAUCAGUGCAUACUGUUAGUGCGUAAGUCUUUGCCAGGCCUUUGGGCUAAUGCUCUUUCACUGUAG
Gongylonema pulchrum is the source of this 174-nucleotide messenger RNA. The record is from the annotation of a GenBank genome assembly. Lineage: Eukaryota; Metazoa; Nematoda; Chromadorea; Rhabditida; Gongylonematidae.